CAGCAGGAGAAGAAGAACGAGGAGGACCCUCCUACGUUUACGCCCCCUCGUGAACAGCAGCGGAUCCAUUUUGUUUGAUUUUUUUUUUGCGGGUCACUCUCUACAUCCUGCAAGGAAAACAUCAUCAUCACCACCAGCACCACCACCUCAAACGUUGCGCCCCCUCUUCUCUCCCCCCCCCGCCCCCCGAAUGACAUCAACAAUGAGCGGGUGUCGUAUUUUCAUCGGCCGGCUGAGUCCCUCCGCCAGAGAGAAGGACGUGGAGAGAUUCUUCAAAGGAUACGGCCGCAUCCGAGACAUCGACCUCAAGAGAGGCUUCGGCUUUGUGGAGUUUGAGGAUCCCAGAGACGCUGAAGAUGCUGUUUAUGAGCUUGAUGGCAAAGAGCUGUGCAGCGAAAGGGUCACUAUUGAGCACGCCCGCGUACGUCUGCGUGGCGGUCGUGGCAGAGGAGGUGGAGGUGGAGUUGGAGGCGGAGUCGGAGGUGGAGGUGGAGGUGCAGGAGGACGUUUCCCGGAUCGAUAUGGCCGCGGCUCCCAGAACAGUCGGAGCCGAAACCCUCCUCCGAUGCGCACUGAGAACCGCCUGAUCGUAGAGAAUUUGUCCUCUCGAGUCAGCUGGCAGGACCUGAAAGAUUUCAUGAGACAAGCUGGAGAGGUGACAUUUGCAGACGCACAUCGGCCCAAGCUCAACGAAGGGGUCGUUGAGUUUGCUUCUGGCAGCGAUCUAAAAAAUGCCCUGGACAAAUUGCAUGGAAAGGAAAUCAAUGGCAGGAAAAUCAAGCUCAUUGAGGCAGUCAAGAAGAGGUCGAGAAGUCGCUCCCGCUCCGACAGCUCCUCUCGCUCACGGUCCCGCUCUCGCGGCCGCUCCGUGUCCCGCUCCCCGAGGCGUUCCCGAAGCCCCCCCCACAAGCCCCACAACCGCUCCCGCUCUCGCUCCCGAUCCCGCUCCCGCUCCCGCUCUCGCUCCCGCUCCCGCUCCCGCUCCCCCAGCAGGUCCCCGGUCGGCGGCUCGUUGUCUCCGGGCUCCAAGUCCAAGGAGGCCGCCAAAGGGUUGUCCAAGACCAGCAAGUCCGCCACCCCGCCGCCCCCCCCGCCCGCCCUCAGGGCCUCCCGGUCCCGCUCUCGUUCCCGCUCCCGCUCCCACUCUCGCUCCCCUUCUACCGACAGCCAGCGCUAAGCGCUGCCGUCGGAUGGAAAUCUUGAUUCAGCCGGAUCUGGAACUUCUGUGACCACGCAGACAAGAGCUUUUUUUCUUUUUUCCUGUGUGGAUUCUCAUAAUGAUCCUGAGGCUUUUCACGUUUUAAAACACCGACACAUUCAUUCAUAUAUUUGAUUGCUAUUAUAGGGCGAUAAAGUUAAAUACCACAAACGGAAGAUAUUUGUUCCACAGCCCUCGCCCCUGUGUGUGUUUACUCCCAGUUCAUCAAAAGCUCAAGUGAACCAGCGCCACGUCUCCCUGGUAACGGGUUUCUAAAGUUGGUAAUCAUUGAACAACUUCGAAGAGGGAUUUUUUUUUUUUUGCACUACUACGGCGCUUUUGAUGAGUCGUGUGACUACUUUAUUUCUUUUUAUUGCAAUUUGGUUUUUUGUUUUUCUUGGUCUGCGAGCUUUAUCAAUUUCCAUGUUGUCUCUUUUUUUGUAGCCUCAACAGCUCGUGUGUGUGUGUGUAUGUAUGUGUGUGUGAGUGUGUGCGUGUAUCUACCUGAGGAUGCCUGCAUGUGGUUAUUGUUUGAUCAAAAUUUAGAGUUGUACCAUUGGCAGUAUCAAGAACACUGUACAGAUGUGCACAAACAGCACCGUUAAACCGCUGUACAGUAAUUCACUGUUAAUGUUAUUGAUUUGACUUAUUUUUUGCCUUUGACUUUUAUUUUGUUGAGAGUUGUAAAAAAAAACCUUAAAUAUAAGGUCAACACUUAAAAAUUAUUUUAAAAUGCAGUUUAUUCUAGCAUUGUAAUUACAAUUAUUAUGUUGGUUUAGAUCUGUGUACAGCGUUGCUGCUUUCUACAUAAGUGUAUAAUGUAAUUCCAAGAAUGCGUGUACCGUGUCUGUUACUGUGGUUUAAAUGAACAUGUAGACAAGAGUUAAGAAAAUAAAUGCAACCGUUUUUGUACGUAUGGAUUUUAUUUUCAGUGAAAAAUAUGGACGUUUCUUAUGGUGUAAGAAAUACGGUGCAUUGAAACAAUAAACACAUUUGAACUAGA
Messenger RNA from Pungitius pungitius (ninespine stickleback), 2201 nucleotides. RefSeq names its product serine and arginine rich splicing factor 5b (gene srsf5b). The coding region runs from base 191 to 1177 and encodes 328 amino acids. Gene Ontology annotation, molecular function: mRNA binding. Gene Ontology annotation, cellular component: nucleus; cytoplasm. The transcript is spliced from 8 exons. NCBI's taxonomy places the organism in Eukaryota, Metazoa, Chordata, Actinopteri, Perciformes, Gasterosteidae. The record is from RefSeq and is a predicted model, not a curated record.